AUGAUUACCUUUCCAGCCUCCUCAAGCACAAAUGGUAUGCAGUUGGAUGUCCAGCGAUUUUUAGCCGGUCUUGUGCCUUGGGUUUUCGGCAUAUCACGCUCACCAUCUCGACAUCAACAAGCAGCUUCUUCGUCCACGCAGCAAUUUGGCGCCGGAUACAUGGCCCUUAUUGAUGUGGAUUCAUACACCUCUUCACUGCUCAUGCUUACGCUUCUCUCUACAAUAUCAAUACUGGUUCUGACGCUGUUCAUUCGGAGGGUACGCAGCGGAUAUCAUGCCUUCUUAGCCCUAGGCCCAGGAGGUACGCCCUCGACCUUUAGAGGGUACCUUCGAAUCUGUGUGCUGCAGAUCUUCGUGCUUAGAGAUCCUCUAAAUCCGCCCUGUCUGCCUCCCGACCUUCACCCUCAUGCCGGUAUUCUACAGAAUUUGCCCAAAAGGAGUUUAUCCCGACCUAAAGUCGCGGGGAUCGCUCCCCAGCGUCAAAUAACCCAGCGAGGCACUUCGGCCAUGUACUCAGCGCUUGCAGCCGCAAUCAAAGAUAUAUCCGUCCAUAAUUCCGACCGCUUUUACACUGAUACUUCAUGCUUCGAAAAACACAGUACUGGUCUGUUUUCGGUUCCGACUCUGAGGAACCAGCCGACCUGCAACGGCGAAGUAUGUCAUUCUCACCCAAGCGACGGCAGUCUCCACCUAACACUUCACCCCCUGGACGUGAAACACAUCAUCGAUAAGGGAUGGGGAGAACGCCAUCCCCUAGCGAGAGAGAGCUGGUGGUGGAAGCUGAGAUUUGUGCCUACGGGAUUCGUAAUGAUCUACGCGCCCCAGACGAUAGAGGACUUGCAGUGUGUGAUACAGAUCGUCCAUGCCGCUGCGUGGUGGGUAACGGGUAUCGAACCGCGCUCUCAAAGCUGUACCCACAAGGUUGCCACUCUACAAGUUCAGCGAGCGACACACGGUGAUUCUCAGGCAGAAACGAAUUCGGCUCUGAAUUGA
Molecule: messenger RNA, 993 nt
Organism: Coccidioides posadasii C735 delta SOWgp
Lineage: Eukaryota; Fungi; Ascomycota; Eurotiomycetes; Onygenales; Onygenaceae
Source: RefSeq, a predicted model, not a curated record